Molecule: messenger RNA, 3468 nt
Organism: Perca fluviatilis (European perch)
Lineage: Eukaryota; Metazoa; Chordata; Actinopteri; Perciformes; Percidae
Product: KH homology domain-containing protein 4-like
Exons: 14
Coding region: 122-1813 (563 amino acids)
Cellular component (GO): nucleus
Molecular function (GO): RNA binding
Source: RefSeq, a predicted model, not a curated record
GACUUUGCGACAAGUCGUCAGAAGAAAUCGCCAGAGAGAGCAGACCGAUGGCUCCCGUCGUUCAGCGUCAACUACAUUAGAAACUGUUCUAAUUUUACUGCUGAUUUAUUGGAGUGGUGCUAUGUCUUCGGGAAUGACUGGACAAACACCGUGCCUUUCCAGCCGAUGGGAUAAGACAGCCCAACCUAAACAAAGUUUAGAUGUGAGGCAGCAGAGGAGUAGUGAAAAUGCAGCCCACUCUGUCUCUUUAUCAGGAGUUGUCAGCACUGCCGGUUCAAACAGCACCGUUUCACAGCCACCACAAACGGGAGAAAAGCCAGCACCUCAGGGAGGAGUUGAAAUGGCUGCGGCCAUGGCUGCUAAAAUAAAUGCCAUGUUAAUGGCAAAAGGAAAGCUGUUGACUCCUCCACCGUUACUUGCAAAGACCCCACCAAGUGUGUGUGUGCCAACCACUACAGAAGAAAUGGUGGUCACAGAGGUUGACAUAAACGAUGUACCGCUAACUUGCAGGGACCUUCUUACUAAAGGCAAAACACAGGAGGAGAUCCGACAGUUUAGUGGAGCAAUCGUCUCAACGAAAGGUCAUUACAUGUCUGACGCCGAAAAGGGAAAAGCAGGACAAAGACCUUUGUAUUUGCAUGUCCAUGGAAAGAACCAUGGGCAGGUCAAUAAGGCUGUGCUGAGGAUAAAGGAGAUCAUCUCUGAAGACCUGUUGAGGGCCUCCGCAGCAUCAGGACAGCAGAUGCCUGUAAUGCCUCCGCUCACACUCUACCCUCAGCCUCCUCGGCCUGUCAUUACCCCACCCGUGCCACGGAUGCCCAACACAACCUCAGUGCCAGGACAUCGGCCUGCAGCUCCUCAUUCAGGGGUAGUGAAUGAAAAGGUUGAGGGUCCUGGAGGUUCGUACCUGAGUCACAUCCAGGCAGAGACGGGGGCUCGAGUCUUUCUCAGGGGAAAAGGUUCUGGCUACAUCGAACAAGCAUCAAAACGAGAGUCCUUUGAGCCUCUUUAUGUCUACAUCAGCCACCCAAAUUCAGCUGGAUUGGAGUCAGCGAAGAAACUCACUGAGAGUCUGCUGGAAACUGUAAGGGAUGAAAAUGCCCGUAUGGCGUCGAUGUACACAGCCACUGGCUCAACACAACCAUACGCAGCACAUGGAUUUCCACCUAAUAGCAAUUACUCUAGCCAGGGGUCCUGGUAUAACUACCCAGCAAAUGGGUAUGCUGGCGGCUAUUCAGCGUACUCAGGAGCCAGUGGUUAUUGGAGUAAUGCAAAUGGUCCCCCAAGUCAUUCUAACAUGUCGACAAACCCUCCAUCUUCUCAGGCAAUGGUUCAGUAUCCGGUGUGUCCUAGGAAACCCCAUCCUUAUCUCGUCCAGCAUCCUGGCAGCAGUGAGACCGUGGCGCCUGAAGGAUCUUUAAGCACCCCACCUGACCCAGGAAGUCCCAGACGUCAUUUCCAGGAGGGGUCUCAGGAAGAACAGCCUACUAGCAAAUCUCCAGAGGGGCCUGCUCAUCAAGAGUCUGCACUUCCUGCCUCCAGUGUUGGAGAAGAGAAAGUAGUAGAAAGGAUUCUGAUGCCCCCACCGCCACCCCUCUUUGUGGCUCCUGCCCCAGUUGCACGCAAAAGGCCGAGAGACACGGCGGCAGAAGAUCCAGUCAGUCUGCCUGGCAUUGGCGCCUCAAUGGGUGUUCAAGAGGAGCUGUGCGAAAAGAAGUCUAAAGUGGACGAAUCGGGGCUUGUGCCCUAUGAAGGAGACUCCUCAGAUGAAGAGGAGGAGAGGACACACAGCAGUAAGACAGAUAACUCAUAACCCCUGCCCUGCCCCAUCCCCCCUGUCCAGGAAUCCCACAGACCCAAAGUCUACAUUCAGUAAAUUAAUAUAGUUCUCAAACCCAAACCCCAAUAAAAGGAAAAAUCCACCCUUGCAUUUUCAAACACUGUUUUAGGACUAUACCAGUGUUUUACCCCAUUUACUUGAAAUAACAAAUAUAGUAUUGAUGAGCACUUACCAAGCAAGCAGACAGUUUUCCAUUCAUCUCAGUAUGGCACUUAAGGCCAAUUUAUGCUCCUGUGCUAAAUCUACGGCGUGGGUACGUACGUAGGUACCUGGAGAUACGGACCCUACACUGUAGCCUGACGUGCACCUCCUUAAAAAUGUAGCUACAUGUCACGGCGACAUAGACCACAACAAUGUCACAUUUCCCCCUACUCAUUUCAUGCUUCUUCAUAAACAAGAAAUCAAGAAGAGGGUACAUUUUUCCUGCUACAGAUUCCUGACCGUGGUCAGAAAGCACAGGGGAGACACUUUCUUUCUCCCACUAUGCCUCUAGAGUUAGUACUCGCUCCAAAGCUAAUCACAGUCACUCUCUCACUCGCUCUACCACACACUCUGGCCCUGCUAUUCUCCCUGCGAUAGAGAUUGACCCAGACACCAAUGCACAAGUAUAAAAGCUCUGCGUAGAGCCCCCACAGAAGCAUAAAUCCAGCUUUAGGGACACUUGGUUGACAUUUCUGGUAUGACUUUUAUGUACUGAAAUCCAUUUUAGGACUUAAAGACAGAUGACCAAGCUUCAUACACUGAGGAGGUUGACAAUCUUUAUACAGCGUUAAUGUAAAGUACAGAUUAUUUGUAGUAAACUGGGUGAAGAUGCAAAAAACACUGGUAUGGUCUUUGAAUUCCCACUUUCUGAUGUUUGGUGCUUUCCUGGACUCUUAAGGAAGAAAGGUUUUAAUUGUCUUGUCCUGUUGUAGGUUUUGCUUUGUGUACUUCCGUUUCAGUUAGUGUUUUUAUUUUUCUCCCUGAAUGCCUUUCUGUAACCGCUCACACAAUGGGUGUGAACCUGUUGGUUUUAGUCAAAGGUGGGCAUAUUUAAAUGUAUGCCCAACUUUAUAGCAACUGUAUAUAUUGAUAAUCUGCCAACUAGUUUCAUUGUGCAUAUGUUUGUAGCCACAUGUCUUAAAAUGCAGCACAUCUUGUGGCUUCAUGCUCGUUAGGGAAGUUUGAGGUUUUGGUUUUAAAAAACAAAUUCCUUUUUACGGUGUCUUUCUUCCUUGUGUUACUGUGGUCUUGAUAGAAGCCUUUUUUUUUUUUUAAUUCCAAGGGUCUCCCUCUAAAACGUGCACUUACCAGUUUCUUAAAUACAGAGACAUUUUUUGUUGGCAAAAUAUAUAUCUCUAUUAAACAAAAUAUUCACGUUUUACAGUGUGGAAGUAUUCAGGGUGGAUUUUUCCUUUUUUAAAGAUGUGAAUACUUUAUAAAUAUUUUUAUUUCUUAAAACAAACUUCUUUGGUUAAUCAAAAACAAGCCCCUUAUUUCUUUCUUUUUUUUAAUUUGAACACUUGGUCUGCUGCAAGUUACUGAUGCUAUAAAUACAUAUUGUAAAAUUCAGUUUAACUUUUUUCAUAUCUUGGAAAAUGGUGUAUGCCUGUUCCCAUGGAAUACUAUAAUAAACCACCUAAAAACCU